This is a messenger RNA of Perca flavescens (yellow perch), 2443 nucleotides long. It is a transcript of the gene slc25a39, whose product is annotated as solute carrier family 25 member 39. The record is from RefSeq and is a predicted model, not a curated record. Gene Ontology annotation, biological process: mitochondrial transmembrane transport. Bases 315 to 1391 code for a protein of 358 amino acids. Gene Ontology annotation, cellular component: mitochondrion. Lineage: Eukaryota; Metazoa; Chordata; Actinopteri; Perciformes; Percidae. The transcript has 12 exons.
UGUCUAUGUCAGAUCUCCACAACAUGCGCACGAUCUAUCUGAAUCACUAACAAAGGGCAAUCGCUAAGCGUAGUUUUUUUUAAAGUUUACAUUUUGUGACUUGCCCCGUAGGAGGGCGGAGCCAGGCUACCUCGAGCUUUAGCCCGACUCCAAAAAACAUGUUUACGGGGGUUAUCCGCAAUGGAGAACCCGAAUAAGUUGCAGCACGACAGAGUGGUUUAAACGUUGGCUCUUAAAUGUGGCAACGUAACUGAAAUGGGUGAAGACGCCACUAUUUUACAACGACACUGGCAGCUAAAGUAGAGGUGGGCAGGAUGGGGGAGCGGGCCGUCAGCAGCUCGGUGGCUGCUAUCUCUCCAGUGCAGCAGAUGCUGGCUUCUGGCACUGGAGCCCUCCUCACGUCUAUUUUUGUCACACCGCUGGACGUUGUGAAGAUCAGGCUGCAGGCUCAGCAAACACCGUUCCACCAAGCUUUAGCGUGUGAAUCCGCUCCGUGGGGGCGCGUCAUCCGCCCAUCCAAGUGGAAAUGUUUCCUGUAUUGUAACGGACUGAUGGAUCACAUCUAUGUGUGUCAGAAUGGAACCAGUUGCACCAGCUGGUACAAAACCCCAACACAUUUCAGUGGGACACUCGAUGCUUUUGUGAAAAUCAGUCGACAUGAAGGACUCAGGUCUCUGUGGAGCGGACUACCACCAACACUGGUUAUGGCUGUACCUGCCACUAUCAUCUACUUCACCUGCUACGACCAGCUGCGGGACUUCCUCAGAUACGGUCUGGGUUUCCAGGGCAGCCACAUCCCUCUUGUUGCUGGAGGUCUGGCCAGAUUGGGGGCGGUGACGGUGAUCAGCCCUCUGGAGCUGGUCAGGACCAAGAUGCAGUCCCGCCGGCUGUCCUACAGCGAGCUGCGGGUGUGUAUCCGCUCUGCUGUGGCUCAGGACGGCCUGCUGUCACUGUGGAGGGGCUGGGGACCCACCGUUCUCAGAGAUGUCCCCUUCUCUGCUUUGUACUGGUUUAAUUAUGAGCUGGUGAAGGCCCGGCUGUGUGAACGGUCCCGAAUGACUCAGGCCAACGUCUCCAUCAGCUUUACUGCAGGAGCCAUCUCUGGAGCUAUUGCUGCGAUCCUGACGCUGCCUUUUGACGUAGUGAAGACACGGAGACAGAUCCAGCUAGGAGAAAUGGACACUCUGGGAGUUUCCUUAAAGAAAACCACGUCCACGUGGCACAUAAUGAAGGAAAUAUGGGCCGAGUUGGGCUACAGGGGUCUUUUUGCAGGUUUCAUGCCCAGGGUGAUCAAAGUGGCCCCAGCCUGCGCUGUCAUGAUAAGCACCUAUGAGUUUGGAAAGACCUUCUUCCAAAAGAUGAACCUUGAUCGUGAGGGACUGGGAUCCUGAAUGCUGUCUGUACGGUGCUGGGUGAUUGUUCACAGCAGCACAGUCAGACAGUGUUAUCGGGACAAAGUCUUCUCAAACAGAAGCUCGAGGGCCUGCAUUUGGUUUUAUGUGAACAUAAAAUAUGAAGAUUCACCCACGAAUCAGGGAUGUUUCUUCUUUCAAAUCUGCUCUCUGGAAAUGUAAACACAGACUGAUGAGACUUGACACCCCUUACAUCCAUGAACUGAAUAACAAGCUUGGACAACAAGCUUGGAGCUUGGGCCACAGACUUAAUGUGUGAUUAUUUAAGUAAAUUUUAAACAGGUAUCUUGAAAAUUAAGAAUUUUCCAAUACGUAAGCAAAGGGACACAUGACAUGGAUCCCACUUCUGUGCACAUUUUUAAAUGAUGAUAAACCUGUUCAGGACAGUGGUGUGCGGUUUAAUGCUUGAUGGGAAAAAGUCCACCCUGCAUUCGCUUUAUGCUUUCUUCUGCAUUCUUGUAGCAGUAAAGCAUGGCAAUUUUGACAUCUCAAAAGAUGACUGACAAAUCAGUUUUGUGUUCUGGAUGGAUUUUAUCACUUGUGACAAGCGCUGUGAAAUGAAAUCAUAAAGAUAAGUACAUGUUUUUAUGUUUAUUGAAUGUAUGUCCCUUCUCGUCUCAUAACUGGAGGCUAAACUACAGUACAUGAAACACGAGGCCUGAUGGCAAAAUUAAAACAAGCCUUCUUGGAAGAUAUGUUAUCCUUGGUACAUUAAUUUACCCUUUUUAUGCUAUUAUAUUACAACAAUAACAAAUAAUUCAUGAACAUUUUGAGCACAAUUGUUUUGUGAAAGCUGCUGCAGCCAGCUUCCCAAAAAGCGCACAGAUUUUGUUAAAUGUUUAUGUAAUAAAGAAAAAACGAGGCUUCCCCUUGAUGGUAUUCUGGUGAUGAAAUGCUUUGAAUAUCUUCCCUACAAUAAACAUAAUAUCAAAACGUGUUAAAACACUGGAUCAUAAAGAAAAACAUUGCUGCCUUAACCUGAAAGGUGUACGUGUCUUUCCUCUUUUUUUUUUUUUUUUUUUUUUUUUUUU